AUGUCGAUUUCGCGCUUAGAUGGCCUGUCUCUUGACAUUGAUCCGAGCUGGAAUUUACAGGCAGAGUCUGGUCAUGCGAUGACAAUUGACUCGACACCUACCAUCAGCUUCCUUGGUGAGCCAGGAGAUCAUGGUCAGCUCCCGAUAUUAGAUGCUGAAACUUCUGCGUCAGCAGAGCUCAUCUGCUAUGGGAUGUUCUACAACGAGAAGGUCAAACUUGUGGGACAGGGCACAGAAAUAGCGAAGAAAGUCAAAGACCUUAGAGCUGGUGGCUCCUCUGUUCAGGUUUACACUACCGGGAUACAACUGACUGAACAACAACUAUUCCUCAAGUUCACAGAUGGCAAACAACUAGGAUACCUCAGCGAAAAGAUGGAACGCGGACUGAAUGAUAUGGUCCGGGCCCUCGUUAUUGAGCUCGAUGCUGUAGUCAAUCUACAAAGCCUAAGUGAGGCUCUCCGACGUGCUCAAAAGGACACAGCUAUCCGUGUAGACGUCAAUGUCUACGGGUCAGAAGCGUCUCGUGACCGAGUGGGGCAGGAGCUGUCGAAAAAGGGCCUUUUCCUACAGGUUCCCAAUGAGCGCCGCAAGGGAACGAGAUACGAUAAUCCCCAUAUUUUACAGUUAGAUGGAUUGGGUGAAUCGGAAACAGAGGAGGACGAGUCAAAAAACGAUGCCGGAUCUUCAAUUGUUCCUUCAGAACAAAACGAAGACUUUCAGCGGACUAUCGCUAGAGUCUGGAAUUCCUUGACAAGGUCGGAUGAGCUACGUGGAGUUAGAGGGAGUGAAGGCUUGAAUAGAGCAUUAUAUCAACAUCAAGAAGAAGCUUUGGUCUUUAUGCUACAGCGAGAGACUGGAGAUAUACCCGACAAAUACCGCCUAUGGCAGCCAGAUAUCGUCGAAGGUGGGCAAAGGUAUCGGCACACCAUCACCAAAGCUACACAAAAUGAAUUGCCUGAUGAAAGCGGAGGAGGUAUCCUUGCAGAUGAGAUGGGAAUGGGAAAGUCUUUGACCACCUUGGUGUUGAUUGAAAAGACACUUGAUGACGCACGCCAAUGGGCAGAAGUACAAAAGACACACCCAGAAGAUACAAUGGCAAAAAGACGUUGCCGAGCAACUCUGGUCAUUGUGCCUUCUGAUGUUCUGAUUACUAUGUGGACCAGAGAAAUACAGGAACACUUGGCCGGUAGCUUACGGAUCUUUAAAUAUCAUGGUAAAGGUCGAAAGAAACGCCUGAGCAAUAUGGGUCAUUUUGACAUUGUUAUUACUACUUAUAAUACACUUGCCAAAGAGCAUGGCAUGAGAAACAGUGGUGACAACGAGAGUCCUCUUCAUGAUAUUGAGUGGUAUCGUGUGAUCCUAGAUGAAGCCCACAUGAUCCGGCGACAAGCCACGACUUUCCAUCGUGCAGUAAUUGAUCUUUCAGCGAGACUUCGGUGGUGUCUAUCAGGCACGCCAAUUCAAAACAGCUUAAAUGACCUUGGAGCACUACUGAAGUUCAUGCAAGCAAGACCAUUCCACCACCUAGGAAACUUUCGCUAUUACAUUUCCAAUCCAUUUGAGGUGAGAUCAACAAAGCACAGAGCUACUGAAAGACUUGCCCUCCUUCUGGAAGGAACAUGCCUACGCCGCACUAUCGAAAGAGUAGGUCUUCCAGGUCGGCGAGAGGAGACGCAUGUCGUCGAGUUUACCGCAGAUGAAGCCAAGCAGUAUAAAGAUACUCAAAAGGCAAUCCAACGUCAUAUCCUCCAAAAAGUCGGUGAAUACAAUGAGCAUGAAGUUUCCGGAAUGUUUCAGUUGUAUACACAGCUUCGUCGUCUUUGCAACCAUGGAACCCAUCAACAUCCUUUCUCCUGGAAAAAGAUGCUCCUUGAUGAGGAGGAGGACCCUAUCUGCUCAUUCACUCGUGAUAGCCUCGUUCGUUGCCUGAUAUGUACAGCUGUGUUACCAUUUCUUUCCCCAGAAAGUCUGCCCGCAUACGCAGAGAGUUGCAAACAUGUUCUGUGUCUCGAGUGCUUCCCAGUCACAGAAAGUCCGUCAAACCCGAGUAUACGACCCAACUGUCCGGUAUGUAGAUUUCAGAAAGCUACACCAUUCUCCUCAAGAAAAGAUACCUGCCACCGAUCCCGGCAGUCAAUAGAUGCGGAGAAUGAAUAUGAUGGCUAUUUUAGACCAAGCGGCUUCUCAUCGAAGAUGACGAUGCUUGUAUCCGACCUUCGAAAAGAUAUGAAUUCUACCAAGAGUAUCAUAUUUUCCUGUUGGACAAGGACAUUGGAUCUCGUGGGGGAACAUUUGAAAAGUGCUAAAAUAAAAUAUGCACGUAUUGAUGGCAAGACACCCUUAUCCGAACGCCAGAAGACUCUUGAUAAUUUCGAUUCCACCAGGGAAAAGCCUGUUCUGGUGAUGACUUUUGGCACGGGAGCAUUUGGAUUAAACCUCAAAUCGGUAAAUAGGGUUUUCAUUGUAGAGCCGCAAUGGAAUCCCGCUGUUGAAAACCAGGCCAUUGCACGCGCAAUUCGUCUAGGGCAAAAGGAGCAAGUGUUAGUGAUAAAAUACCUUGUCAAGGGUAGCAUCGAGGAAGUAGGUCCUUUUACCAUUCCAUUACCUGAGAUGUUGACCCUAAUCUUGUGUAAGAACAUGUGCGACCAACAGACACAAAAACUGAAGAUCAGCAAGAUGGAGUUUAGAAAGGACGUCCUGACUCCUUCAUCCGAUGUUGCUACGGCUAGUAUUGGCUCUGUACCAGGUCAGACCACCCCAGAGUUAUCGUCUAAAAUUACUAUUGAGUAUGAGAGAAACGGUUCUUAA
Messenger RNA from Talaromyces stipitatus ATCC 10500, 2808 nucleotides. RefSeq names its product helicase, putative. The transcript has 9 exons. Gene Ontology annotation, molecular function: ATP binding; ATP-dependent chromatin remodeler activity. The coding region runs from base 1 to 2808 and encodes 935 amino acids. Lineage: Eukaryota; Fungi; Ascomycota; Eurotiomycetes; Eurotiales; Trichocomaceae. The record is from RefSeq and is a predicted model, not a curated record.